AUGGCGUCUCUCGGAAAGCUCCUCUCGACGGCCGGCCUCCUGCUCUUGGGCGGCCAUGGCAUGUUGGCUUCGGCCGAGGACCACCUGAUCAGUGAACGCAAGCUCUCCAAACGGUUCAUCGACGACAACGGCAACUACAACAUCUCCUUCUAUCACAUCAACGAUGUCCAUGCCCAUCUCGAUCAGUUCUCCUCCUCCGGCACCGACUGCACCAACCCGGCCAAGGGCUGCUACGGCGGUUAUGCCCGCGUCAAGACCGUCAUCGACGAGACCCGCCCCCAGCACAAGGACUCGCUUUUCCUCAACGUUGGUGAUGAGUUCCAGGGUACCAUGUUCUUCUCCUACUACGGCGGCGAGAAGAUUGCCGAGACCCUCAACCAGAUGGGCUUCGACGGCAUGACGCUGGGCAACCACGAGUGGGACAAGGGUGACGAGGUCCUCGGUCAGUUCCUUGAGAACCUGACCUUCCCCAUCAUCUCGGCCAACGUCUUCUCCGACAACGCCCGUCUCAACCGCACCAUCAAGCCCUACCACAUCUACGAGGAGUACGACCUCGCCGUUAUCGGUGUCACUACCGAGACCGUCCCCUCCAUCUCCUCGCCCGGCCCGGGCACCAAAUUCACCGACGUUGUCCAAGCCGUACAGGAUACCAUCGACCACAUCCACUCCACCACCUCCAUCAAGCGCGUCGCCGCCAUCACCCACAUCGGCUACGACGAAGACCAGCGUCUCGCCAAGGAAACCUCGGGUCUCUACCUCAUCAUGGGCGGCCACUCCCACACCCCUCUCGGCGACUUCCCCGGCGCAGAGGGCCCUUACCCCACCAUCGUCAAGAACAAGGACGGCGACGAGGUCUUCAUCGUCACCGCCUACCGCUGGGGCGAGUACCUCGGCUACAUCGACGUCACCUACGACGCCGACGGCAAGAUCCUCGAGUACCACGGCGGCCCCAUCCACCUGACCAACGAGACCAAGCAAGACGAGAAUCUCCAGAAGCAAAUCGACGCGUGGCGCGUACCCUUCGAGGAGUUCUCCAAGCAGGAGAUCGGCACCAGCAACGUCAUCCUCGAGCAGUCCACCUGCCAAACCAAGGAGUGCACAAUGGGCAACUUCAUCUGCGACGCCAUGCUCGACUACCGCCUCAACGGUUCCUCCGAAGGCGACCUCCCUUCUUUCGCCCUCACCAACGCCGGCGGUAUCCGCGCCUCUAUCGACGUCGGCCCCAUCACCCGCGGCGAAGUCCUCACUGCCUUCCCCUUCGGCAACGCCGUCGUCGAAAUUGUUUUGUCAGGCCAACAGCUCUGGGACGUGCUAGCGGGUAUCGUCGCCCGCGUCAACAAGGCCAACGGCAAAGCCGUCACUUCCUUCCUGCAGGUCUCUCGCGGCAUCAAGAUCGAGUACCAGCCUACCAACUCGCCCGAUAACGGCGUCGGCACCCUUGCGGCCGUCACCAUCGGCGGCGAGAAGCUUGACCUCACGAAGCAGUACAAGGUCGUUACUAUCGACUUUGUUGCUGGUGGAGGCGAUAACUUCUUCUCGGAGGCGUUUGCUAACUUGGUUGUGCUGGAUACGCUUGAUGAGGUUCUCGUGAAUUAUAUCGAGAAGACGACGCCCGUGGAUGUCAGGAUUGAGGGACGUAUUGCACCUUAUAGCAAGUGCGGUGGGAGGAAGAAGAGCAAGAAGUUUAGAAGGGAGAGGGAGUAA
This is a messenger RNA of Sordaria macrospora k-hell, 1704 nucleotides long. RefSeq lists its product as uncharacterized. NCBI's taxonomy places the organism in Eukaryota, Fungi, Ascomycota, Sordariomycetes, Sordariales, Sordariaceae. Gene Ontology annotation, molecular function: hydrolase activity. The record is from RefSeq and is a predicted model, not a curated record. Gene Ontology annotation, biological process: nucleotide catabolic process.